Molecule: messenger RNA, 4278 nt
Organism: Symbiodinium sp. CCMP2592
Lineage: Eukaryota; Dinophyceae; Suessiales; Symbiodiniaceae
Source: the annotation of a GenBank genome assembly
AUGGCACCUCCUGCCUCAGGUCCUGGCGGCCCUGGCGGUGUUCCACCACUCCCGGCGCUUCUGCGAGGCCCAGGACGAGAAACGAGGAGACACGAACGGCCAGCAGACCCUCGACUGAUCACCGCCGAGAUUUCCAGGUUGGGGACGGAAGGUGCUUGGCAAGAUGCGCUUCAAGUGGUCGAGUCCUUCCGUGCCAGUCAGGGGCAGGUCAACAUUUUCCACUACAAUGCGGCCCUGGCUGCCUGUGGCCGAGCAGAUCAACUGUCUGUCGCAGUGGCCUACUCGCAGGAGAUGCGAGAGGGUAGAGUCGCUUUGGAUGCCUACAGCUACGGCAGCUUGAUGCGUGCAGCCGCGGGCAAGGGCGACGGGGCAACAGCGCUGGCCCUGCUCGAAGAGAUGCAGACAGAAGGCAUUGCUGCCAAUGCGGUGGUCUGCAGUGCAGCCGUUACAGCUCUUGUUCGCAGCGGUGACUGGCAUCGAGCACUGGAGCUGUUCCAGGUAACGCGGGAACGUGGUGAAGUUGUGGAUGCAGCGCUGCUGACAGCUGCGCUGGCUGCUUGUGGAGCUGGUGGGCGGUGGGAGGAGGCGUUGCAGCUUCUUAAAGAUGUACCCGAGAAGCAAUGUGCGGAUGUUCAAACCUGGAAUGCUGCGAUCGCUGCGUGCGCAAGCGCCGGCAGAUGGAAAGAGGCAUUGUGGCUUCUAGAGGAGGAGAUGACCGCGGAGCCUGACCUCUACAGCUACAACUCCGCAAUAACGGCAUGUGAAGAUCGACACUGGGAGAGGGCGCUGCACCUGGUAAUGUGCCGCAUGGGGGAGCGCCAGCUGCAGCCAGAUUCUGUUAGCUUCACCGCGGCCAUUUGCACUGCGCGGGAGGAGCAUGACAUCGCGCUCAGCUUGUUGCACGAGAUGUUCAUCCGGGGGGUGCCUCGUACCGCUCGGACCUACGCGGCGCUCAUUGCCACGGCAGGACAGCACUGGGCGCAGGCGUUGGCACUGUUCAAGUACUCCAAGCAAGAGGGUAUUGAAGCCACGACGCAGCUCUGUGGCUCCACCUUGCGAGCGUGCGCAGCUGGGCGCCAGUGGGCUUUAGCUGUGGGCCUCCUGGAAGAGAUGCGAGGACAAAACGUGGCAGUCAACAACGAAGCCUGCCAUGCUGCCAUCAGUUCUUGCAUGGUCGCCUGGAACAACGAGGACCCAGGACACUGGCGUGAGGCCCUGGCUAUGGCGAGCACGCUGCGCCGUGCGGCACUGCAGCCAGAUACUGCCACAUAUGUGGCUCUGAUAUCUGCCUGCUCCUGCUGCAGCAGGUGGCAAGAAGCGUUGGCCAUCCACACCGAAGCGCAGCUAGAAGCCGCGUCGGAGGUGCCGACUAUGUGCACCAAUGCUCUAAUCACUGCUUUCGGGCGUGGUACAGAAUGGAGGCGUGCGUUGGAGGCUUUCGAGGCGGCAACUUUGCGCGAGAGGCCGACCGUUGUCACGUGCAACGCUCUCAUCUCUGCCUUUGCAGAGGGCUCCCAAUGGCCGAUGGCGUUGCAGGUGCUUGGCAGUUUGCCCGAGCGAUCUCUAGCGCCCACCGUCGUCACCAUGAAUGCGGCCCUUCAUGCCCUCGCCGGAGGCAGUCAUUACGCAGCUGCCCGGACGCUGCUAGGACGAAUGCCGGCUUUUCAACUCCAACCAGACUGCUGGAGCUUCACUGCCGUGAUGACUGCCUGUACCAGAGCGACAUGUUGGGAGGCAACCUGUGAGCUGCUGACGGAGAUGAUGAGGAAACAGAUUGACCCAGAUAUCUACAGCAUCAACAACAUGAUGUCAGCGCUUGCUGCCUCGCCGAGAUGGGAAGAGGCAUUGGUCCUGCUGAAGAACAUGCCCCGACUAGAGCUGGCAUCUUGCUUGCGGUUGAUGGCCACAUUCGGUUACCUGCGAUGGCUGCUGUCAGACGUUGCCCCUGCUGGCUUGGGGUGGUCCACGGAGAUUCUGGUGAUACCGGUGCCCUUGCUUUGGAAUCCAGAGCAACUUUGCGGUCAAGCAGUUAAGGCCCCUGGGCUCGCACCCGGAAAGCGUGACGAGGAGAUCUACCUCCCAGACACACCUGCGGAUGCUUACCACGAGUCCGAGGCGAGUAUCUCGCGAGCUUCGCGACCCGUCCCGGAGGCUGCCGCUGGCCGUGCAGAACCUGCAGGACUGACUUGCGGCUCGACGGUUCGAGUGCAAGGUCUCACAGGAGACUCUGCCGCAAGGCUCAACGGCGAGAAAGGUGCUCUCGAAAGCUGGAAUGCUUCUUCCAAUCGCUGGAACGUUCGACUGCGAAGUGGGGAAGUGAAGGCCAUUCGCCCCGAGAAUCUGGAGGAGGUAGCUGGCGGCUAUGGUUCACAAAAGGCGCCAACACACACAGCCGAGUCCCUUCAGGACGACCCGCCUUUGUUGGAGAUAUGGAGCCGACACCGCGAGAACUCGGAGCGAGCCAAGGCAGCCAAGAAACUUCUCGGGGGCAUGGACGCGCCACUACAGAAGCUGGACCUCACGGUCCCUCCCGAGCUUCUUGAGCAGGUGAAGCGGAGCCGUGCAGAUGAUGCUGCUGAUGUCGAUCCCGACUCACGUCUGCUGGCAUCGGUUCAAGAUGAGCGGAUAGCCUUGGACGAGUUGGAUUCCGACCUUCAGCCCGGACUUGACGGCGUGACGGAGGGAGGUGGCACACGUGCAGCUGUGACAGAUGCUCAGGCUCCGAGCUACCGGCGUCACCACUCGACGGCCUGUGUCAAGGCGGGAUUGAGCCCACCAGAAUUGUCCACAGAGGCAGAUCUCAAGCACUGUCACAUGCUGCAGUGGUGCGCGGGGGAUGCGCCGGCGCAGCCGCACGAGGAGCCCACUGAAGCUUCAGCCACGCCGACGGGACAGCCGACCGCCGCGCCCUUGCUUCCGUUGCGGAGCCGUGGUGGUCGUGCCGAGAACGACCGUGGUGAUCGGCGGCGGUCCAGAGAACGCCUUCAGCCUCGGUCGAGCUCUCGAUCCUUGGGCCGGAGGCAAACUGCGACCAGGGAAGCACUUCCUCGACGUCGGCGCAAUGAUGAGGAGCGGAUCCCGGAGCCAGCGCCGGAGAAGGAGGCCCGGCCUCGGCGGAGCAAAUGGGACGAUCGAGGAGAUGGCAACUCCCCCUCAACCCAGACUCAGACGGGUUUACCGGACUGGCUGAAGGACUUGGAGGGCCCUCUGUCCGGGAAGCCAGUUCCGCAGAUUGUGGUUCCAGGCCCAACGACGAGCAGGUCGCAGCUCCCAAACUUGCUUGGGCAGAGGCACAAAACAAUGAUGCUGAAGGCGGUGCAGAUCAGAGUCCUUCUUGGCAGAGGAGGUGAAACAAUCAAAAGCAUUUGCGAGAAGGCGAAUGCAGAGAUCAAAGUAGAUCAUGACCGCAUUGCCGAUGAAGGCGAAGUCACCAUCGUCGGGGAGAUAGAGAAAGCCGAAGUCAUCAUCCGAGAAACUUUGGCGGCCAAAGGUUGCCCGCUCCCUGAAGAUGAGGCCAAUCAGCCCGACGAAACAGACCUCGUUGUCCCGCCAGAUGUAGUAGGGCUCUUCAUCGGGAAAGGUGGCGAGCAUGUCAAGGCCAUCCGAGAAGCUUGUGGCGGAAACCUCUUCAUCGGAGUCAUUCCUCCUGCCCAAGGGAAUGGACCUCACAAAAUUCAGAUCAUUGGAGAUCAGAGAGAAAAAGCUAAAGCCAUGGUGCGCCAGCGGCUGAAGGAGCUGGUGGACACAGAGGACAAGAAGCUCCGGCCGGCAGAGAUUCCGGUUUCAAGCCUUGCGGGCAGGCAAAGCUUUGGUCCAGGCUCAGGCGGCCUCGGGCCGGCGGGGCCGCUUGGGCUUCGGCCUCCUGGCAUCUCGGCACCGCGUGCUCCCAUGCCCGGUCUCCCCCUGACGGUGCCGAUGCGGCCCAUCACGCCAAUGGUGCCCUUGAAUCCGGUGAGUCAUGUGAGCGCCAGUCCCAUGGUGAGCCCUGUCCUAGCAAGCCCCUUCGCUGCGCCCACACGCCCUGUGGUCCGCCCCCGAGCGCAGACACCUGCCCCGAAUGCCCCGAACCUCGGCCUCGACAACAUUCCUCCUGCGCAGCGCCUCUUGGCCGCCCACGCGAGACCAGCAUCAGAGAAUCUGAUGCCUGAUGUUGCGAGCUGGGGCACCUUCGGUGCUGGCCCGGAACCGUUCCAUGGUGCCACAGAACCGGAGGCAGAGGAAGCUGAGGAGGAGAAUCCCUGGCUCGGAAUCGUCCCAGAGUGUGAGCUUCCAACCUGA